AUGGCGCGCUCAUUCGGAGCAAACCGCACGGUUGUGCUGGCGAUCAUACUCUUCGGAUGUAUAUUAGCGACGUUUUCCACUGCUAAAGAAGAGUCCGCCGCUAAAUUUGAGGACAAAGAAGUCCAAAAGGACAGGAAGCUUGUACCUUACCAGAUUGUUAACAAGGAUGGCAAGCCGUACAUUCAAGUUAAGAUCAAGGAUGGUGAGACAAAGGUUUUCUCUCCUGAAGAGAUCAGUGCCAUGAUUCUCACUAAGAUGAAGGAGACUGCUGAAGCUUACCUUGGCAAGAAAAUCAAGGACGCUGUUGUCACUGUCCCAGCUUACUUCAACGAUGCCCAGAGGCAGGCUACAAAGGAUGCUGGUGUUAUUGCUGGUCUCAAUGUUGCCAGAAUCAUCAACGAACCCACUGCUGCUGCUAUUGCCUAUGGUCUUGAUAAGAAGGGUGGUGAGAAGAACAUCCUUGUCUUUGACCUUGGUGGUGGUACUUUUGAUGUCAGUGUCUUGACCAUUGAUAACGGUGUCUUCGAGGUUCUCUCCACUAAUGGUGACACUCACUUGGGAGGUGAGGACUUUGACCACAGGAUCAUGGACUACUUCAUCAAGUUGAUCAAGAAGAAGCACCAAAAGGACAUCAGCAAGGACAACAAGGCUCUUGGUAAGCUCCGCAGGGAAUGUGAGAGAGCCAAAAGAGCUCUUAGUAGCCAGCACCAAGUCCGUGUAGAGAUCGAGUCCCUCUUUGAUGGUGUUGAUUUCUCCGAACCUCUCACCAGAGCUCGUUUCGAGGAGCUGAACAAUGACUUGUUCAGAAAGACCAUGGGACCCGUGAAGAAGGCCAUGGAUGAUGCUGGUCUACAGAAGAGUCAGAUCGACGAGAUUGUCCUCGUUGGUGGAAGCACCAGGAUCCCAAAGGUCCAACAGCUGUUGAAGGAUUUCUUUGAAGGGAAAGAGCCGAACAAGGGUGUGAACCCCGACGAGGCUGUUGCUUAUGGUGCUGCUGUCCAGGGUGGUAUUUUGAGCGGAGAAGGCGGUGAUGAGACCAAAGAUAUCCUUCUUCUUGACGUUGCACCACUUACUUUGGGUAUUGAGACCGUUGGAGGAGUGAUGACAAAAUUGAUCCCGAGAAACACAGUUAUUCCGACCAAGAAAUCUCAGGUUUUUACAACAUACCAAGACCAGCAGACAACUGUCUCCAUUCAGGUCUUUGAAGGUGAGCGAAGUCUCACUAAGGACUGUAGGCUGCUCGGGAAAUUUGACCUUACCGGAAUCCCACCGGCCCCAAGGGGAACACCUCAAAUCGAGGUAACGUUUGAAGUGGACGCGAACGGAAUCCUGAACGUGAAAGCAGAGGACAAGGCGAGUGGUAAAUCAGAGAAGAUCACAAUCACAAACGAGAAGGGACGUCUGAGCCAGGAAGAGAUAGACCGGAUGGUGAAGGAGGCAGAGGAGUUUGCAGAGGAAGACAAGAAGGUGAAGGAGAGGAUAGACGCCAGGAACAGCCUUGAGACAUACGUGUACAACAUGAAGAACCAAGUAAGCGACAAGGACAAGCUUGCAGACAAACUGGAGGUGGAAGAGAAGGAGAAGAUAGAAGAAGUGACCAAAGAAGCCUUGGAGUGGCUUGACGAGAACCAAAACUCAGAGAAGGAAGAUUACGAGGAGAAGUUGAAGGAAGUAGAGGCAGUGUGUAACCCGAUCAUCACGGCUGUUUAUCAGAGGUCAGGUGGUGCACCAGGUGCAGGAGGAGAAUCAGCGGCCGAGGACGAGGACGAGGACGAGUCUAACGACGAGCUCUAA
Eruca vesicaria subsp. sativa (arugula) is the source of this 1794-nucleotide messenger RNA. The record is from the annotation of a GenBank genome assembly. Lineage: Eukaryota; Viridiplantae; Streptophyta; Magnoliopsida; Brassicales; Brassicaceae.